Molecule: messenger RNA, 495 nt
Organism: Rotaria sp. Silwood1
Lineage: Eukaryota; Metazoa; Rotifera; Eurotatoria; Philodinida; Philodinidae
Source: the annotation of a GenBank genome assembly
AUGAUUACUCGUCGUCGACAAGAUUUAACUAGUUUAAGUUUUUGUUCGACAUGUACGACAGCUACAACUAGUAAUGUACGAUGGAGUGAUGUUUCAUCAGGUUCAUCAUUUAUUCCGACACUAUUAUCAUUUCAAAGACCAAUAAUAAAAUCUGCUCAUCGUUGUAUAAUUUCAUCAAUUCCACCAUCAUGGUCGCCUAUUUCACCAAAUUUACAAAAAUCUACUACUCUUCGUGAAUUUUGUUUACCACGACAAGAACCUCAAUCACCAGUUGAUAUAUUCAAUCGAUCAUCAUUAUAUUCAUGCUCACCAUCUUUAGUUAAAUUUAGUCGAACGCGUGCUAAAGAACGUUCAUCAAUAUCAACAAGUACAACAACACUUCCAUCAACAAUUAAUACAGGUAUUUUGCUACAUCCAACAACGACUUAUCUGACUGUUAAUGGAUCUAAAACACAUCAUCAUCAUCGUCAUCAUCACUGUCGUCAUACACGGUAA